Molecule: messenger RNA, 447 nt
Organism: Paramecium pentaurelia
Lineage: Eukaryota; Ciliophora; Oligohymenophorea; Peniculida; Parameciidae
Source: the annotation of a GenBank genome assembly
AUGAAUAAUUAUGAAAUUGGCAUCCAAAGAUUUAUUGAAAAAAUAAGAGAACAAAUAAGAUUAAAAGAAAAAGAAUAUUUAUAAAUUGAAAAGGCACUUAUUCACAAAAUUGUUCAUAAAUCACCAUAACCAGCAAGAACAAUUGAUUUAAGACCUAAUCACUUUUUAGAUGUUUCAAUAAAACCAAAGCAUGUUAAACCUAAAUCAAACCCAAAUAAUUUAAAAACUUUCGAUGAAAUGGAACCAGAUGUUUUACCUUAUUUAUUAUAACCUUUACAAACCUAACAUCACAAUAUUAAUAAAAGAAUAUCUCUUAAAAUUCCAACAACAAUACCAGAAUAAUCAAAAAAACAAGAAAAGAUUGAAAAUCUACACCUUCGAUAAUUUUAUAGAAAUUGUACUCCUAAAAAAUGGACUGUUGAGAGUUCAGAUGAGAUUUAAAUUUGA